AUGGCCUUUCCUGAGCAUCUGACGGCUGACAUUCUCUCAAGACUACCCGCCAAAUCUCUGGUUCGGUUCAGCUCAGUACGCAAAGAAUGGAAAGCUCUGAUCAGAGACCCCCAUUUCAUUUCUCAGCACCUCAAUCUCAAUAUUGCAAAAGAAGACCAAAGUGGACGCCUUCUGGUAAAGUACCGUUGCAAUGUUACUCGUAAGAACGUCAUUUCUCUGCUUUUACAUGGCACAAAUGGUUACAUGUUAUCAAAAUUGGAGAUACCAUCAUCUGUAAUGGAUUCUCAUCACUUGAAACUUGUGGGGUCUUCUAAUGGCUUACUUUGUUUCGCUCAUGAUAAAUCUGCUCAUCUUUGGUCACCUAUGAUUUUGUUGUGGAACCCUGCUAUAAGGGAAUUUAGUGUCCUACCAGACUCAGUUAUUGAUUCUGUCAAUGAUGAUGAUAAUGUUCAGGUCCGUGGUGUUGCCCACGGAUUUGGGCACCACCCUCUUAUUGAUGACUAUAAGGUUGUGAGGAUUGUGUCUUUGUCUUGCUUUGGUAAUGCUUGGAUACGGGCGGAGGUGUAUUCUCAAAAAAUGGAUUGUUGGCAGGAGGGUCAUGACAACUUCUGUUACAAAAAUCUUCUGGCUAUUAUGUUCGACCAAGCUCAGACUUUGGUGCCUCCUACUGUUUCCUGGUUUUGCUGGACAGUGAGGAUAAAGUUCAUGAAAGAGUGA
Messenger RNA from Prunus armeniaca (apricot), 717 nucleotides. The record is from the annotation of a GenBank genome assembly. Lineage: Eukaryota; Viridiplantae; Streptophyta; Magnoliopsida; Rosales; Rosaceae.